Macrosteles quadrilineatus (aster leafhopper) is the source of this 2585-nucleotide messenger RNA. Its product is annotated as V-type proton ATPase 116 kDa subunit a1-like. Gene Ontology annotation, cellular component: plasma membrane; vacuolar proton-transporting V-type ATPase, V0 domain; vacuolar proton-transporting V-type ATPase complex. Gene Ontology annotation, biological process: vacuolar acidification; proton transmembrane transport. NCBI's taxonomy places the organism in Eukaryota, Metazoa, Arthropoda, Insecta, Hemiptera, Cicadellidae. The transcript is spliced from 18 exons. The coding region runs from base 101 to 2488 and encodes 795 amino acids. Gene Ontology annotation, molecular function: proton-transporting ATPase activity, rotational mechanism; ATPase binding. The record is from RefSeq and is a predicted model, not a curated record.
AUUUUUUUCUGACAGGAAUGACAUUCACUCCCAGAUAUCAGAAAUUGUUACUAGUCUAGCUGAAGUCAUCUUACACUCAUUGAGAUAAACAGAAGCCAACAUGGGGGCAAUGUUUCGGAGCGAGGAAAUGGCGUUAUGUCAGCUGUUCCUUCAGCCGGAAGCUGCUUACUCGUCCCUAUCUCUCCUAGGAGAAGAGGGGAUAGUUCAGUUCCGGGACCUAAAUGAGGGUGUGAAUAACUUCCAACGGAAAUUCACAUCUGAGGUUCGGCGGUGUGAUGAGAUGGAACGCAAACUGCGAUAUAUUGAAGCUGAAAUCGUCAAAGAAAAUGUUAAAAUUCCUCCAUGUGACAAAAACCCUGCAGCUCCAAACCCUAGACAAAUAAUUGACUUAGAGGCACAACUCGAGCAUACAGAGAUGGAAAUAAUUGAAUCCAGUUCAAGCUCGGUAAACUUAAAACUCAACUUCCUAGAACUGACUGAGCUCAAGCUUGUCUUGGAGAAAACUCAACCAUUCUUUCAGGAGCAAGAAGAAGGAGGAAUUGCAAGUGACACCAACAUAGAAGAUCGAGGCCAGCUAGGAUUUGUUGCUGGAGUUAUUCCUCGAAGGAAAAAAGAGGGAUUUGAAAGAAUGCUUUGGAGGAUUUCCCGAGGAAAUGUUUUCUUGCGACAAGUUGAUAUUGAAACUCCCCUCGAAGAUCCAGUGACUGGGGAACCAAAGGAAAAGACAGUAUUUGUGGUGUUUUACCAAGGAGACCAACUGAAAGGGAGAGUGAAGAAGGUUUGCACUGGAUUCCACGCUUCAUUCUACCCAUGCCCUAGUUCUUCUUUGGAGAGAUUGGAUAUGAUUAAAGGAGUCAAAGCUCGAAUAGCAGAUCUUAACACGGUGUUGAACCAAACAAAAGACCACCGCCAGCGAGUUUUAUCUUCUGUGGCAAAAGAGCUGCACUCUUGGAGUAUAAUGGUGCAGAAGAUGAAAGCUGUUUAUCAUACUCUCAAUCUGUUCAACAUGGAUGUCAGCCGUAAGUGCCUCAUUGGAGAAUGCUGGGUCCCUUACAAGGAGAUGAUGACUGUUCAGGCAGCCCUUGUCGAGGGUGGGAAAGCUGUUGGCAGCUCUGUAGGCUCUUUUGUGAAUUUGUUACCAACAACUGAAGAACCACCGACGUAUUACAAGACAAAUAGGUUUACAAAUGCCUUUCACGCCCUCAUUGAAGCCUAUGGAGUUGGAGCGUAUAGAGAAGUGAAUCCUGGUCUCUACACAAUCAUCACGUUUCCAUUUCUGUUUGCCGUCAUGUUUGGUGAUGCAGGGCAUGGCUUGAUCUUGUUUCUCUUUGCGGGAUUUAUGAUUCUUAAAGAAAAGAAGUUCUUAAAAGAAAAGUCUGGUAAUGAGAUUUGGAACAUGAUGUUUGGUGGGCGCUACAUCAUUUUCUUGAUGGGGUUGUUCUCAAUGUAUACAGGGAUGAUAUAUAACGAUAUUUUCUCUAAGAGCGCAAACAUAUUUGGAUCACAAUGGCACUUCAACUUUACCUGGAAUGAAACUCUUUAUAACAGAGAGCUGGACUUGAACCCUAUCAAUCAGUAUACUCAGGUUCCAUAUUGGUUUGGAAUGGAUCCAGCGUGGCAGUCUGCGUCAAACAAAAUCAUUUUCCUCAACUCCUACAAGAUGAAGUUGUCCAUCAUUUUUGGAGUUCUUCACAUGACUUUUGGUGUUUACAUGAGCACAAUAAACCACAGAUUCUUCAAAAACUAUGCUUACAUAUUCUUGGAAUUCAUCCCACAAGUACUAUUCCUUCUCUUGCUGUUUGGUUACAUGUGCGUUCUGAUGUUCAUGAAGUGGGUUUGGUACGGACCUCCUAAUUCGGAUUCAAUCUUCUGUGCUCCAUCAGUCCUCAUUACUUUCAUUAACAUGAUGCUGUUCAAAAAUGGCAAUGAAGGGAAAGAUACUAAAUUUGCAAUCUGUGAUGCUUAUAUGUAUCCAUACCAGCAAGAAGUUCAAAUGGCCUGUGUUCUUGUGGCAUUCCUGUGUGUGCCAGUCAUGCUGGUGGGGAAACCUAUUUAUCUCAUUUGCUGCAAGAAACACCACAAGGAGGAGGAUGAAGAAGAAGAAGAAGCUAGUGAAAUUUGGAUACACCAAGCAAUUCAUACAGUGGAAUACGUGUUGAGUACCAUAUCUCAUACUGCUUCAUACCUUCGACUUUGGGCUCUGUCUUUGGCCCAUGCACAGCUAUCAGAAGUGCUGUGGCAGAUGGUGUUCAGAAAAGCACUUACUCUAGAACUACCUUACUACGGAAGCAUUGCAGUGUAUAUCAUAUUCUCGUUCUGGGCCUUCGGAACGAUUGCCAUCCUAGUUAUGAUGGAAGGUCUUUCUGCAUUUCUGCACACACUUAGACUCCAUUGGGUGGAGUUCUGCAGUAAGUUUUACCUGGGAACAGGUUAUCUUUUUGUUCCCUUUUCCUUCAAGAGAAUCAUUGAUGGAGAUUCUGAAGCUUGAUAUUUUUCUAUGUUUUAUUGUUUUUACCAUUUUGGAGUGUAGAUAAAAUUAAAACUAGUUAUUAUUAUAAAAUUAAAACUAGUAUUCAUAGAUACUA